Molecule: messenger RNA, 12088 nt
Organism: Diabrotica virgifera virgifera (western corn rootworm)
Lineage: Eukaryota; Metazoa; Arthropoda; Insecta; Coleoptera; Chrysomelidae
Gene: Ae2
Product: anion exchange protein 2
Exons: 20
Coding region: 596-4495 (1299 amino acids)
Biological process (GO): transmembrane transport; regulation of intracellular pH; monoatomic anion transport
Cellular component (GO): plasma membrane
Molecular function (GO): solute:inorganic anion antiporter activity; monoatomic anion transmembrane transporter activity
Source: RefSeq, a predicted model, not a curated record
ACAUUGCCAUCAGAGCUUUUGCUCCGCUUUUAUUUAAAAUGUUAGUGCGAGCCGGUCGUCGCUAAGUUAAGCACGUGUAUCGCAGUCGGCUGGUAUUCGGCUUCGUUCGUGCAGUGCCAUCGACAUCCAGUGAAAAUGCCUUUUGUUUGUGGCUUUUAUAAUCUCUGAUAAUAAUGUGGUUGUUUGUUGGAGUUGAAUCGCUAUCGCCUUUUGCAAAAUAACGUACAUAUAUUCGUUCUUGGACAGAGUGGGCUUAGAACGGUUUCAGUUCUUAGUGUUUUUGAGCAUCUGUAAAGAUCUGCUAUAAGUUGACACUUAUUCUGCAAGACGGGUUCGUACGUUACACAACCGUUACUGCUGCGAUGCAGCUUCCAGAAGGUCGAAACGUCGGACUUGGGAUACCCUAUGCUCUUUCAACUGCUGUUUGCGAUCACGCGCCUGGGCAGAUCCCCUAGAAAAAAAGUGUACUUCGGUUCACCGUAACUGUCAAUGUAAAUAUUUGUGAUUAAGUGAAUAGAAAUACUUUAAAUUUUUGUGUGUUAUAUACUAUAGACGUUGGUUUUGUUUAAAGCAGUGUAUAAAGAAGUCUGUGAUAAUGAAUAGUGCGAGAAAAAACAAUUUGAAGAAGUUCUCCUUCAUUGGACUUCCGAACUCAUUUAAGAAUGAUGGAGGUCGUAGAAAUAGCGAAGACGCUCAACUCGAUGAAGAAUGUGAAAAAGUGUUUGCCAUGGAUAAUGAUUCCAUCGGCUUUGAUUUCCACGAUCCUCCUUUUGCUGGACAACCUAAAUUUGGUGAAAAAGAUUACAGUGAGCAUCGACAGGACUACCGACAUAUGUAUUCGCCCCUCAAACUCAGCUCAAAGUCGAUGAAACGCCGCAUUUCCCAGCCAACGACUCCGGCCGUAUCCGACCUAGGAACCCCUAGGGGCUCUAUUACCGAAUCACCCACUUUGGAAUUUAAACAACCCAAUACGGCCAAUAAUACAGAGCCUAAGCAAGUUGGUUGGGUUGCACCAUAUCAGAAGGGUGAUCUGGAUACACCAAAAAGUUCCAUUACAGAUUCACCAACAGCCCCGAUAGCCGAGCCUGAAAAGUUUGGUAAUGGUAAUUUACUACAGGAAGGAUCGGACUCAGAGUCAGAACGCGUAUUAUCCGAUCCAUGCAGCUACCUCAGCCCAGAAAACGAUGAGGAGGAAGAAUUACCCGAGAAGAAAGUAUCGUUUCUGCACACCGAAAACGAUGACUUUGACGUGGACGGGCUCAAAGAAAAAAAGAAACGCCGGCCUUACCAUCAUAUCCACCACCAUGGCCAUCGAUCCAAGUUCCGGAAAUACUCCUUGCCAACAGACACGAAACAUCUUCACCACAAAGGCCAUUCAGAUUCUUUGUUCAACAAACCGUUAAGAGUAUCUACUCAACCAGAGGAUCAAGAUUUACCACCGAAUGAUAAGGAUCAAUUAGACAGUCACAGAUCUGAUGAUCCUCGAGCUCUUAGAAGACCCAAAGCCGACAGAGGUACCCUUAUGCAUGUUGGAAAGGGAUCUGAACUACACUCAUGCUUUAAAAAACUAUACGAUCAUAGUCCACAUGCGAUAUUCGUCGAGCUAGCCGAAUAUUCCCAAGGAGAAUGCGCCGACGAAAGAGAAUGGAAGCAAACAGCUCGUUGGAUCAAGUAUGAAGAGGAUGUAGAGGAAGGUGUCGACAGAUGGGGAAAGCCCCAUGUAGCCUCUCUAAGUUUUCACUCAUUGCUCAAUUUAAGAAGGUGUUUGGAAGAUGGUUUAGUUCGCCUGGAUAUGGAAGAAAGAGAUUUGCCGGGGAUUGCCUACAGAAUAUCAGAAGAUUUAUACAAAGAAGAUUUGAUAAAAGAAGAGGAUAAAGCAAGAAUUAUGAGAACCAUUCUACUCCGUCACAGGCACGUCAACGAACAUCAAAGUUCAGGGUUUAGGUUCGCCAAGAAACACAGUUACACCUCGUUACAAUCUCUAUGGCUGGAAGAUGGCGUCAAUUAUGACGCUGCCUCGAUGAUGUCCCGUUGCUCCAUUUGCUCGCAACAGGGGCACAUUCGGCAUCCGCCACCGCUUCAUAGAGGCUCUUCGUUUCCACACGUAAUAUCACGUGACUUAAUCAAUCUAUCCGAGGCGGAAAAGCGAAAAGUGAGUUUCUCCAUAGACGGCUCGAUAAAAAACGGGGAUCCAUCCCAUGAUGCUUUAUUGAAGUCUAACGAUAAGCAGCAGACCGUUAUAGAUAUGAAAGACGAUGCCUAUCCAUUUAACACUAGCAAUGAGGAUAUCAGGAAAGCUCAUAAUGACGCUAUAUUUAAGAAGAUUCCUAUCGGCGCUCAAGGUUCCACUGUUCUUGUUGGUGAGGUGGAUUUUCUGGAACAACCUGCGAUUGCGUUUAUCCGGUUGGCAGAGGGAGUUGUUAUUCCUUCGUUGAUUGAAGUUGACAUUCCAGUUAGAUUCGUAUUUCUCCUACUGGGUCCCAAACUGCCAAACAUCGAUUACCACGAAGUCGGUCGAUCGAUAUCGACCUUAAUGGCCAAUCAGCAGUUCCACAAUAUAGCUUACAAAGCGGAAAAUAGAAAAGAAUUAUUAUCAGCAAUAAACGAAUUCCUAGACGACAGUAUUGUGUUGCCUCCCGGCGAUUGGGAGCGACAGGCUUUGCUGCCUAUCGAAGAGAUCAAGGCCAAAAGCGAAGCGAUCAAGAGACGGAAGGAAAACGCGUUGAGGAAGGCUCAAGAAGCUCAAGGGAUUAUCGUGAAGCCUUUGUUGUCUCAAGAUGACGAAAAAAAGCCCCCAUUCGACGACUCCCUGGUGCGCACCUGCCGUCCGUGGGGAGGCCUAAUCAGAGACGUAAAGCGUCGUUACCCGUACUACAAAAGCGACAUAGUCGACGGUCUAAACUCUCAAUGCGUGGCAGCCGCCAUCUUCAUGUACUUCGCCGCCGUAUCAGGUGCUAUAGCGUUCGGCGGGCUCACGGGGGACAAAACGGAAAACCUUAUCGGCAUAUCAGAAACCCUUUUGUGCACCAGCAUCGGGGGGAUCAUUUUCGCUCUCACCUCAGCCCAGCCUAUCCUUAUAGUCGGCACAACAGGAGCUCUCUUACUCUUCGACGAAAGUUUGUUCGAAUUUUGUAAAUCCAUGCACAUUCCAUUCUUACCGACUAGAGUAUUCAUCGGACUUUGGCUGGGUGUCAUCGGCGUGCUGAUAGCAUCGUUCGAAGGCAGCGUCUUGGUCAAAUUAUUCACUAGAUUUACAGAAGACAUUUUCUCAACGCUCAUAGUAUUACUAUAUAUAAUGGAAAGUAUGAUGAACCUAUUCGCCGCGUACAGUAAACAUCCCUUGUUACCUGAUUAUUGUAUUAACAUGGUGACUUUUCCAGUGGGGCAAAACGAUACGGUAGUCGGUGAUAAUAGUACUGAUCUCAGUGUGGACGUGGUUAAAAUUCCAACGAAAGAUGUCCACGGGAACCCCAUAAAUCAACCCAAUACGGCCUUGUUUUGUACUGUACUGACGAUAGGAACUUUCGCAAUAGCUUAUUACUUGAGGAUGUUUAGAAACAGUCAAUUCUUAGGACGAAGCGCUAGAAGAGCUCUGGGCGACUUCGGUGUACCAAUAGCAAUAAUCAUAAUGGUCAGCGUAGACUACGUAAUCCCUGCAACGUAUACGGAGAAACUCAAUGUACCUUUAGGUGGGCUGAAGCCUUCAAGUGCUGAUGUGAGAGGAUGGUUUAUACCUCCAAGCGGUAUUCCUGUGUGGAUAAUGUUCGCGUCUAUAGUUCCUGCUAUGUUGGUUUACAUUUUGCUUUUUAUGGAAACACAAAUUUCUGAAUUGAUCAUUAGCAAGCCUGAGAGAAAAUUGAAGAAAGGUACCGGCCUACACUUGGACAUCGUCAUCAUCUGUCUUAUCAAUAUCCUCUGCGGCUUCUUAGGCUUUCCCUGGAUGUGCGUAGCAGCUGUCAGAUCGAUCGUCCAUACUUCAGCUUUGACAGUCAUGUCUAGAACGCAUGCUCCUGGAGAAAAGCCACACUUGAUAGAAGUAAAGGAGCAGAGAAUGUCUGCGUUGUUUGUUGCACUGUUCAUAGGCUUGUCUGUUUUUAUGUCGUCUCUCUUGCAACUGGUACCAAUGGCUGUGGUUUUGGGUAUUUUUUUGUAUAUGGGCGUGGCUUCUAUCGAUGGUAUUCAGUUCUUCGACAGGACGAAGCUGCUUUUCAUGCCGGUGAAGCAUCAUCCGCAAGCUAGUUACGUCAGGAAGGUGAGAACUAUGAAGAUGCAUCUGUUCACGCUUAUCCAACUAGCGUGUUUGAUAGUUUUAUGGAUCGUCAAGUCUACAAGAGCCUCGUUAGGUUUUCCAUUCUUCUUGGUUCUGUUGGUGCCAUUAAGAGCGCAACUUCCUCGGUUAUUUUCACAGAAAGAGCUACGAGCGCUCGACGGCGACCAAGCAGAAGGAGACGAUGAAGAACCUGAUUUCUAUGCAGAGGCACCGCUUCCUGGAUAAACCAACACCAAUAAUGAUAAAUCAAAUGUCGAGGUCAAAAAACUAUUGUAAUUUAAUACUUACUAUAUGAGUACUUACUUUUUCUUGAUAGUGGAUCUAAUGUCAAAAGGUAACUUAUUUAUACUUAUAAGCUAUAAAAUUGUAAUAUGCAUCCUUGCAUAGCGUAAUAAUAUUUUUAUGAGUUUUAUUCAAGGUGGAGUAGCAACACAAAACACUAAUUUGUCUGAUAGAAAAAUUAUUGUCAUAUACAGUUAAAAUAAAACAAUAAAAGAGUGGUUUCUGAAGAGAUUAUACAUGAAUGAUAUUUAAAUUUUUUAAUAGAACUAAUAAUUUUUAUUGUUUGAGAUUUCUUAUGGUCGAUUAUUUAUCUUCAUUAAGUAUACAGUGUGUUCACGGAUAGGGUGCCCAUGAGGAAAAACUUUCUUAUUUUCAAUUUUAGCGAAAAAUAUCAUUCUUGAUAAAAAGUUUUGCUUGUUCUAAAACCCCAUAAAACGAAAUAAAAUUCAAGUUUUUCAAAACCUACUUAAUUUUGUAGCCAAUUUUACGUAAAUUCGUAUAAAUUUUUGCACUAAGUUCGAAAUCGUAAUAAUCUAGUGGUGUUAAGGUACAAUGUAGCUUAGUAACUGUCAACUCCGAUAAAUAAUUUACGAAUUGUCAUUUUUUUCUUCAUAAAUUUUAAAUUUUUGUUUAAAAUAAUGACAGAUAAAUUCUUUGUUGAACGCUUAACAUUACCGAAACAAAUGACAAUUGACAAAUUAUUUAUCGGAGUUGACAGUUACUAUUAUGAAGCUACAUUGUAGCUUAGCAACACUAGAUAUUUUUACGAUUUCGAAUUUAGUGCAAAAAUUUAUAGGGAUAAAGUACAUAAAAUUGGCUACAAAAUUAAGCAGGUUUUGAAAAUCCUAAAUUUUAUUUCGCUUUAUGAGGUUUCAAGACAAGCAAAACUUUUCAUCAAGAAUGAUGUUUUUCGCUAAAAUUAAAAAUAAAAAAGUUUUUCCUCUUGGGCACCCCAUCCGUGGACACACUGUAUAAUUUACUACUUUAACAGUGCAAUAUAACUGUAAGUAUCUACUCGUAUGAAACUUGACAAUAAAAAAAUACAUACAUAUGUAAAUAGUUUUAGUAAGAAUAUUGUAAGUGUAUAGUUUGAACCGUUAUUUAGAUUAAUUUUUUAUUUAUAUUCAAAAUUUUCUUUUUCCUGUUUUCUCUUUCUUAUCCGGUACUUCUAAGGGCCCUCACAACUAUAGAUAUAAUAAAACAAAGGAGAAAAUAUGCAUUUUUGAUAUAUUUGUAGAGGAGAUUAUAAACAAUUCGAUUCAUAAAAACAGGAAUCUAAAACCAAUGCGAGGAAAUAGAAGAUCUGAGUAGAUUCCGUGCUAGCAGAUCUUCUAUUUCCGUGCAGAAAUUUAUCGACUCAUUAUUUAUCGUUGACUUAGAGAAGGCCUAUAAUACAGUACCCUUAAAAAUAUUGUUUGAAAUGUUGACGAAGGGAAGUCUAAGUAAUAUACCAACGCUAUAGCGAACAUGUACACAAAUGCAAUAAAUACCAUUAAAAUGAAGAAUAAAAUUUCAUACGCAUUUCCUGUCAUAAAAGGCUUGAGGCAAGGGUGUUAUUUAUCUCCAAAAUUAUUCAAAAUCUAUAUUCAGGAAGCAUUAAACAAUUGGAGGAGGAAAUGCAGGGAUGGGAAUAAAAAUUGGGAACAAGUACACAAUAAAUCUUUUCUUCGCAGACGAUCAAGUGAUUAUGUCAAACAAACGAUGAGGAAGAUAUAGUGUGCAGAACGCUUCACCAGUUGUUAAAUGGACCUGGUGAAUAUUUCUUGUCCUUCACACAAGACGAGAACCAGCUUCUGUAGUGGUUGAUAAUGUAGACUCUGAUAAUCUUUGUCGAGUCGAAGCAAGGUGUAAAUCGGUGUUGAUAUGAUUAAUAAACGUGUGGGGUAAUUAUUUUAUUAUUUAACACAAUCACUAUAGUGAUGGUGUUAAAUAUGAUGUGAUAACUAUAUGGCUAUAUGCCUAUCAUCAGUGGCAUAUAAAGUCUACACCGGGAUAAUAGAAAGGAAGCUCAGGAAAGAACUGGAAGGAAAACUAGAAGAAGAACAAGCGGCUUUUAGGAAGGAAAGAGGAACAACAGAUAAUAUAUACAUACUGAGAAAUAUAAUUGAAAGGAAAAACGAAAUAGGAGAAGACUUAUAUAUUACGUUUAUAGAUAUUAAAGCUGCUUUUGAUUCUAUAAAUAGAGAAGUAAUAUGGUCAGUAAUGGAAUAUCUGCAAAUCCCGCAAAAGAUAAUAAGCGUGGUAAAAAGUACAUAUAGAAACGUACUUGCUAAAGUACAAAUAAACGGAAACAAAUCGCCAAUAAUAAACCAGAGGAGAGGAAUAAAACAAGGGGACAGUCUCAGCCCAGUUUUGUUUAUAUUAGUAAUGGAUAGAGUAAUGAAGAGCGCUAAAAGAAGGUCAAGGCAAUUACAGUCAACAAUAGGGUACAUCAAUUUAGUACCAGUGAGAAUGGAGGGAUUACUAUAUGUAGAUGAUUUAGUAAUAAUAGCAGACAAUAAAGAGAAAAUGCAAAAAUUAAUCGAUAUCUGGGUGGAGGAAAUAAAAAAUUUGAAAAUGGAGGUAAUUGUAAAGAAAACGAAGAGCAUGAUAGUAACCUAAAAGAAAAGGGAAGAAAUAAACCAAACGAUAUUUAGGUGCAAAAACGAAAUAAUAGAAACAGUCUCGACGUUUGAAUACCUUGGAGUAAUAAUAUCAGAGAAUGGAAAGAUAGAUCAAGAAAUCUCAUACGUAGCGAAAAAAGCAAAUAAGAUCUACUAUGCACUAAAUAAAACAAUAUUUGGAAAGAAAGAAAUAGAUAAAGAAAUAAAACUGAAGGUAUACAACGCAAUCUCUGUACCAACUUUAAUAAUAUGCAAGUGAGACAUGGGUAAACAAUGCAAAAAUAGACAGUACAAUAAACGCAGCGGAGAUGAAGCAGCUAAGAAAAAUAGCAGGAAAAACGAAAUUGGACAGAAUAAGAAAUGAAUAUAUUAGACAAAGACUGAAACAGGAAUCGAUAAUAACCAAGAUACAAAAAAGAAAAUUAAAAUGGUAUGGACACAUUAACAGAAUGGACCAGGGAAGACUACCAAAGCAGGUGAUGGCAUCAAAAAGAUCUGGUAAAAGAAGGAAAGGGAGGCCAAGGAAGAGAUGGAUCGAUCAGAUUAUAGACAUUGGACAGGAAAAAGGGAAAACACAUCAACAAAUGAAAGAGUUAGCAAAGGACCGCAAGAAAUGGAAGAUAUGGAUAGAGGAUGAAUAAAACCUCCGACGCCCCUGAGGGGCAUAAGGAGUUUCGAGAAAGAAGAAGAACACAAUCAUUAUUUACAAUCACUGUACAAUAUAAUUAUUACUGGGUUUACUACAAAACAAUACAUACCAUUGCUGUAGAAUUGAGAGUAAAGUGAACCGCGAUUAUGCGAGUCAAGCGUGAGAGUAAUGAAGAGUGAGAUAAAUAAUUCGCAUGAAUAUCCGUGUAAUGGUAAUAAGAAAAUGCGAGCCGCGAGAAUACGUUCUGAGUUGAGCUAAAAACGCGACCGAUUAGCUCGGAGGUUGGCUAAUAACUCACUGAGAAACUAAAACCGACUAAAAGUAUAAGAAUUCUUCUUUCUUUCGACUUUUGCAACAAAAAGGGAAAUCAAUUUAUCAAACUCAUAUGCGUAUCUAAUUUAAGUUUUAGAGUAAACAAAAACUCCUAAUGCGGUUCGGUACCACAAAAGGUCUUUAUUAAUUUUGGGAAACAUAAAUGCAACAGCGAAACAGCUUGAUUUUCCAAUUCCAACUAUAACGGUCCACACACAUGGUGAAGUUAGGAUAUAAAACUGUUUUGAAUUGGGCUUAAACUGUGAAAAAUAAGAUAUAUCUUUAGAAUCGAAUGUUUUUAUAGCGCAACACUUCUUGUAUCAAAGACUCAAAAAGGGGGCCAACGGAAAUGAGAUAUUUUCUCGGAUUUAGUUAGUUGGAAUCUACAAAAUGGGAAGAUGUGUUCAUUUUGAAAUAGUCAAAGAUGCGAUAAAUUGUAUGUUGAGAUUGUAUAAGCAGAUAUUAUAGUAAUAGAUACGUUAGAGAGUUUUCUAACAUAUAUGGAUAACCGAAGAAUACGAAAAUUGAUGACUCACUAUCUUCUAUCUUAGAGUCAAGGACAAAGAAAGAGACUCACAACUCUCGAUAACAGAUAUAAAAUAAUGCAAAGAAUUUAAAUUUAAAUAUCUAGCGACAGUGAUAGCGAAGGAAGGAAUAUCGAAACGGAACAUUCAGCAGAAAAUACAGUAGGGCAAAAAUGUGGUACAAACACUAAAAUCAUUAUUUUGGUCUCCUAAAAGUAGUUUACUAACAAAAGUGAGAAUCUACAAGUCGGUUGUAGAACCAAUUUUAACCUACGGAUCUAAAUGUUAGCCAAUGACAAUGAAAGAGAAGAAAAAACUGGAAGUCGUAAAAUGGACUAAUUAUUAAGAAGUGCGUAUCAGAUAUCCAGAUUUGAUCACAUCCCAAAUGAAGAAAUAAGAAGAACAGGAAGGAUUUACAAUGCAGUAGAUAAAAUAGAACCCAAACAACUCUUGUAGUACGAGCAAGUAGUGACAUGUAACUUAAACUAUGUUCCAAGGAAUAGAAGAAGGUGAGGAAGACCAUCAGUAGAAUGGAGAAAAGAAUUCAAAGGAAUAAUGAGAGAUAUAUCCAUACAUGUGGAGAGAUGGAGAUCGAAAUGCGAAAAGAAUAUUUUUUUUGUAAAAGAGGAAGCGGUAUUCCAUAGCGAAGUAAGCCUGAACUAAAGGAUACCGAUUUUCACAAGAUACCGAAUAUCCAAAAACGGUGGCAAAUCAUGUAUAGUAAGCUCACAAUAAAACACUGAAAACUUUUGUUUUCUAUUCUUCCACAACAUUUAUUAUUUACAACUAUGUGACUACAGCUGUUUCGGCAGAGUGCCUUUCUCAAGUGAUAUAAUUUACAAUGUGUUUGCCUUUUUAAGUGUCUAACUGAAGAGGUUGAGGAGUGGAGAGCUGUUUGUCUCGAGUUGGUCAUUCAGAAUUAUAUCUGUAUUUUUCAGUUUAUUAAUUUCCAUAGAUUCUAAAAAAGAUAGCUUAAGGCCUUUAUUUUGGAUAUGCAGAAUUUGAAACUCUUCAUUGAAAGAAUGAUUAUGAUCUAGAAGGUGAAGUGCGUAUGUAGAAGUGUUUGUUUUUCUACUGUUGAACAAAAGAAAACAAAAGUUUUCAGUGUUUUAUUGUGAGAUAAAAUGAACUUCCAUCAAGUAACGGUCGAAUCCAUCAAUGUAUAGUAAAUAAAAAAUAUCUUUAAUAAAAACUGUAAAGUUUCCUUUAUUUGUAUCGAAAUAAUAUAUUAUGCAACGAGCAUUUAAUGAUGGUCAUUAUGAAGCGAGUAUGAGGGAUACGUUUCGUAUAGAGUACGAGCUUCAUAAUGAUAAUUAAAUGCAAGUUGUAUACACUAUUUUUUCUAUGAUCAUUCACAACAACAAAAUAUAUUCAAAUUUAUUAAUAGGGCUUUUCAUCGAUUGUCAUUUGUUUCGAGCUUCUGUCAUGUGUCACAUAAUAUUAAUAUAUCUACGUCAUACGUCUUUGGUUUGUAUCAUUGGUACAUACCAAUAACGUACGACGUAGAUAAAUUAAUAUUAUGUGACACGUGACAGAAGCUCGAAACAAAUGACUGUGAAUGAAAAGCCCUAUUUUGUAACGCAAACAAAUUAAGUAGUUUGUCAGUUUGACAGUUUGUUUACAUAUUGAGAAAUGUCAAAGCGUAUGUAUUUGACUCGCCAUUUGUCACUGCGCGUGUGCCACCUUCAUCGCGAAUGCCAUAUCGCGAUUCUAUUGGUUAAAAAUAAGUAUGUUAAUGAAAAUCUGUAUCAUAAUGAAGUUUAUUAUGAUACAGGUAGUGACAUCAUAAUUGAUAUAUUAUAGUAUGAGAAUAGAAAAACAAAUAUAAAAAGACUUUAGUUUAUUGUUUAUUUUUGGGACAAUCUGUAUAUGACAAAGAUAAUUUUAAAAUGUACAUCUGAUAGGCUACACUCGAAAAUAAUAUUGGUAUAAUUCAUAUUGAUGGAACAAACUGUAUAAGACAAAAAUCAUUUUAAAAUGUACCUCUAAUAGACUACACCCCAGAAAUGAAAUUAGUUGAAAAUUGCCUCAUAAUGUUGGCAUAAUCUUCCGAUUAUCCCCUGACUACGAACAUGAACUAUACAAUGCACUGGAAUGAGUGUUACCCCCUUCCCCCUUAUUAACGUAUUUAUUUUUAGCACAAAAGCAAAACGCUCGGGUCGAUUUUUAAAAUGAUCAUAGUAUAUUAUACCAUCAAUGUUUUGCACUUUACACGAUCCCUCUUCAGGUGACAGUAAUAUAUCUUUGAUUUUUUAAAUGGAAUAAAUAGUACACCAUGUAACACCUCAUUUAAAAACUUUUGAAACACUAAUUGCAAAAAUGUAUAAUACUUUAAUACUUUUUAAGAGCGUAGGCGCAAAAUUUCAGUUCAAUGCUUUUUAAAUGCAUUUAUUUUUUUCGAAUCCUGAGAAAACUAAUAAGUAUUUUUGAAAAAUUUAAACGCAAAACGGAAGAUUACAUUAAUACCGAGGGCCCAAAGUGAGAAAAUCGAGUAUGAUUUUUAAUUUCAAAUAUAUCAUUUAAAAGAAUAUUUUUGUUUAUUUCAUUUAAAAAGCAUUGGACUGAAAUUUUGCGCCUACGCUCUUAAAAAGUAUUAAGGUAUUAUACAUUUUUGUAAUCAGUAUUUCAAGAGCUUCAAAAUGAGGUGUCACAUGAUGUACUUUCCCAUUAAAAAUAAAUCACAGUUAUGACUGUCACCUGACGAGGGUUCGCGUAAAAUUCGAAACAUUGAUGCUAUAAUAUACUAUGAUUAUUUAAAAAAAUCGACCUGUCCGAGCGUUUUGCUUAUGUGCUAAAAAUUAAUAAGUUAAUAGAAGGGGGGGUAACACUUAUUUCAACGCACUGUAUAUAGGUAUAUAUGUUAUGGUAAAAGUAGAUAAUCUAGUAAUUGUACACAAUUACCGGUAAUUGUAUACAAUUAUCAGAGUCGACGGUAAAUGUAGGAAAUAUUCUUUAAAAACCCUUCCCAGAGGAUCUUGGUAAAAGUAAGAAAUUCAAAUUAUAACGAUUGACACGCAAGCGGAUUGCCGCAAUACAUAACUGUAGAAAUCAUAAAGAUCUAUUUGGAUCCAUGUGAAACUUGCCAGAAAAAAUCUAAAGUUCCCAAAAAAGGUUUAGAUGUGAAAACUUAUACUGUCAAAAAGAAAUGUAAGAAAUGAAUAGUAGAUGUCAAAUAGAUUUUAUAGAUAUCUAUGAUCUAUGCAAGCACAAGCAGAUAAUUAAUUCAAGUUCAUUUUUGUCUACAAAGAUCACUUAACAAAAUUUGUACAACUACGGCCGUUGAAAACUAAACAUGCAGAAGAAGUUGCGUUAGUUCUUCUUGACAUAUUUUGUGCCUUUACCUAAUUAUAGAAGAACUGUGCUCCAUGUGAAAAGAUUUAAAGAUAGUGCACGGUAAACCAAGACACAGUCAGUCACAAGGAUCUGUUGCGAAUAAAGAUAUUGAAAA